CGCGGACCGGGGGGCGUCCCCUUGCGCCCGGGCCACGCGCUGGCGCCCCCCGGGCCGCCGCCCGGCACGGGGGCCAUGGCGUUCACCUUCGCCGCGUUCUGCUACAUGCUCACCCUGGUGCUGUGCGCCUCCCUCAUCUUCUUUGUCAUCUGGCACAUCAUAGCCUUUGACGAGCUGCGGACCGACUUCAAGAACCCCAUCGACCAGGGGAACCCAGCGCGGGCACGCGAGCGUUUAAAAAACAUCGAACGCAUCUGCUGCCUCCUGAGGAAGCUGGUGGUCCCAGAAUACUCCAUCCACGGCCUCUUCUGUCUGAUGUUUCUGUGUGCAGCAGAGUGGGUGACCCUGGGCCUCAACAUCCCCCUCCUCUUCUACCACCUCUGGAGGUACUUCCAUCGCCCUGCGGAUGGCUCUGAGGUCAUGUAUGAUGCGGUCUCCAUCAUGAAUGCUGACAUCCUCAACUACUGCCAGAAGGAGUCCUGGUGCAAACUCGCCUUCUACCUGCUCUCCUUCUUCUAUUACCUGUACAGUAUGGUUUAUACGUUGGUGAGUUUCUAAGGGGGAAGCCGGCCAGGGAGCAAGCCCAGAAUGGACCGGACGCCUGUGCACCCCCAGCCCUGCCCCUCGGCCACAGAGGCCUCAGCCCUGGGGAGGGAGGGGGCACUGGUGCCCCCGGCCUCCUCUCCACCCCUCCAAACUGCUGCUGCGGGACCUCCCGCCUUCAGAGCCCCCUCCCCUUGGACUAGGGCUGGGCAGAGCUCUAAAUAGGGGUAGGGGCUCCUCUGUCAGCCUGCAGGCAUGGCAGUCAGUCUUGGAAGGGGCAGAACCUCCAGCCUUGUCCACUUUGGGUGGGGGGACAGACAUGGACCCUGCCAAAGCGGCAGGGCUUGACCCUGGAAGUUCUGGGCCGCCCCCCCCCUGCACCCUCACCCUGAGGCACCCCCUGCAGGUGGGGGGGUACCCGCACCGGGAAUGAGCAGGCUCAGCAGGGGGGGCAGCCCACCCCUAGUCUGCCCUCUCCCCUCCCCCAGGCUGUCACUCUAGACCUCUCCCUUCCCCAUCCCCACUUGCCCCAACCCCAGCCUGUCCUGUCUCUUGGACCUAUUUUCUAUGUUGCCUGGAGGAGUCCGGCACCCCUUCCCCGGCCAUUUGUGACAAAAUAUGAAUAAACUACUGCAAACACGUGGGCCCCA
Molecule: messenger RNA, 1193 nt
Organism: Canis lupus familiaris (dog)
Lineage: Eukaryota; Metazoa; Chordata; Mammalia; Carnivora; Canidae
Gene: CNIH2
Product: cornichon family AMPA receptor auxiliary protein 2
Exons: 6
Coding region: 76-558 (160 amino acids)
Biological process (GO): regulation of AMPA receptor activity; vesicle-mediated transport
Cellular component (GO): synapse; dendrite
Source: RefSeq, a predicted model, not a curated record